Messenger RNA from Salvelinus fontinalis (brook trout), 2789 nucleotides. RefSeq names its product protein phosphatase, Mg2+/Mn2+ dependent, 1Ab (gene ppm1ab). Gene Ontology annotation, molecular function: manganese ion binding; protein serine/threonine phosphatase activity; magnesium ion binding. Gene Ontology annotation, cellular component: nucleus; cytosol. Lineage: Eukaryota; Metazoa; Chordata; Actinopteri; Salmoniformes; Salmonidae. The transcript is spliced from 3 exons. The coding region runs from base 223 to 1248 and encodes 341 amino acids. Gene Ontology annotation, biological process: protein dephosphorylation; positive regulation of canonical Wnt signaling pathway; positive regulation of canonical NF-kappaB signal transduction. The record is from RefSeq and is a predicted model, not a curated record.
CGAACCGCCUAUUGCUCCUCAUCGCUAAAGCUACUCACUUGGCGGUGGUCAAGGCACUGACGUCGGCGUUUCAUUCACACUAUUCCACUACUAUCUGUUUUUUCAGAUUCUACUUUAGCUAGCUUUUUAACCAAUAAGUUAGCAGUUUGUUUACCUGCCAGAGUUCACUAACGUUAUAGCUAUAGGUUCUAGAGGAUUUGGAUAAAGCUACCCAAAAAAGAGAUGGGGGCAUUUUUGGACAAGCCAAAGAUGGAGAAGUUCAAUGCCCACGGAGAAGGAAAUGGCCUACGCUAUGGCCUGAGCAGCAUGCAGGGCUGGCGGGUAGAGAUGGAGGAUACACACACGGCUGUCAUUGGCCUGCCCCAUGGCCUCAACCCCUGGUCCUUUUUUGCCGUGUAUGACGGCCAUGCUGGCUCUCAGGUGGCCCGCUACUGCUGCGAGCACUUGCUAGAGCACAUCACCAGCAACCCAGAUUUCAGGGGUGGGGGUGCAGGACCAGGAGGUGGAGAAGAGGGCAGGGCAAUUCUGGACAGGCAUGGACCAGAGCCAUCUGUGGAGAGUGUGAAGAGUGGCAUUCGCACUGGCUUCCUGCAGAUUGAUGAGCAGAUGCGAGCUAUCUCGGAGCGUAAGCAUGGUGCGGACCGCAGCGGCUCUACUGCAGUGGGAGUCAUGAUCUCACCUCGCCACAUGUACUUCAUCAAUUGUGGCGACUCACGGGCACUCCUCAGCAGGGGAGGCCGCGUCCAUUUCUUUACGCUGGAUCACAAGCCCAGCAAUCCAUUGGAAAAGGAGCGCAUCCAGAAUGCCGGUGGCUCUGUCAUGAUUCAACGUGUUAAUGGAUCACUAGCUGUGUCUCGGGCCCUUGGUGACUUUGACUAUAAAUGUGUACAUGGCAAGGGCCCCACAGAGCAGCUUGUGUCGCCUGAGCCAGAGGUGUAUGAGAUUGAAAGAUCUGAGGCGGAGGACGAGUUUGUUGUGUUGGCGUGUGAUGGUAUCUGGGACGUGAUGGCCAAUGAGGAGCUAUGUGACUUUGUGCGUUUACGUCUAGAGGUGACAGAGGACUUGGAGAGAGUGUGCAAUGAGAUUGUUGACACAUGUUUAUACAAGGGAAGCCGGGACAACAUGAGUGUGGUGCUGGUGUGUUUCCCUGGUGCUCCCAAGAUCUCGCAAGAAGCUGUGAAGAGACAGGCAGAGCUGGAUAAGUACCUGCAGAGCAGGGUAGAAGGUGGAGCAUCUAAAAAGAAAUGAGUUAUGUUACACAUUUCAAAAGAGCGAGACACCUAUUGUUGUUGCGUAAACUUAUGGUAGUACUUAUUACUUACCAAAACAGAAACUAAAUAUAAAAGUACUCACAGAACCCCAAUUUUAAGUGUGAAGGCACUUGAGUGUCUUUAUAGGCAACAUACUUUUUAAUAUGGUUUAUCCUGGACUUAAAAUGUCCUCAAGGGAAAUGUAGCAAAUUUUAACUUUAGAAUGCCUAACAUAUAUACAUAUAUAUAAAAUAAAAUCGUAUUCUUUGUCAAAAUGUAUUUUUUCUCACAGCUUUUCCAAUGAAGCAAGCUCAAUAUUGUAUCUUCUGGACCUGGUUUUACAAAACAUUUCAUCUUGAUCAGAAUGAUACGGAUUCUGUAAUCCCUUAUUUUGAAAUCCAGGAUCAUAUAAAUCCAACAGAUUUUUUUGGCCAGUGUUUCUGAAAUAGGUAGGAAAGGACCGUUCUGAUCUACAUAUAAAAAUGUUAAGAAUCUAGAUUACCUGUGCUUUGAAUAUGUGUAAACCAUGCCAUCUACUGGGCAGGUUAUAUUACUACAUACAUGAAGAAAGGUUCACUUUUUUUUUAUUACCAAAUCUGUGUUCUGGAUGUACGUUAAUGUUAAAAAAGCGCUGAGACACUUAAAAAAAAAAAAAAAAGGGUUUUGAGAAACAUGCCCCACCAGCGAUCCUCAUGUUUGUUCAGCAGUUGUAGCGGCAUGACAUGCGAUUGAGUCAAUCAGGUGUGUUGUGACAAGGUAGGGGUGGUGUACAGUAGAUAGCCCUAUUUGGUAAAAUACCAUAUUAUGGUAAGAACAGCUCAAAUAAGCAAAGAGAAAUGACUGUUGACUAUGAAUUUUCAAACACCCAGCAGUGCUACUUGCAGAGUUGGCUCCAAUUAAAUGUUGCAAUUUUUCAGCCAUUCCUGAUCCUGCAACCAAAAACAAGCUGCAUAUGGGCAGUACCAAAACAAGUAAUCUAAUGAUUCUGACUUCGCAGCAAAAUCUGCAGAGCUGGGAUUUGUGUAUCCCCCAUACAUAUAACAUUCUAUUGGUUGCAAAAUUGUUGUAUAAUAAUUUACAAAAUUAUUACAUUAUUAUACUGGUGUAAUCUGGUGUCAUUUUGUGUAUCAGUUCAUAGACCAUGUGCCAUAGAAUCGGUACAUUGAAAAUCUCCAAGCAAUUUUGCAACUUGUAUGGCGCAGCUGUCCAUUUUUUGGUCCAUAAAUGAAACUGAUAUACUUUUUUAUUUAUCAGAAUUGUCUUUAGCAUAUUUUGUUCUUUAAUGCAGGACUGACAGACAAGUUUCUUACCUUCUCCCCUUUCCCACUUGUCUCCUCCAUUUUUGCGGUAAUGCUGCAAUCAGUUGUUUGUCAUUUUGGAUAGAGCAGACAUUUCCAUAUAUUGUUUGUUAACUGCAUGUGUGACAACUACACCAGUCCUAUUUAUUAUAUAAUUUACAAAGAUUAAAGUUUCAUAUAUUUUUUUCCCCCCGAAUGUAAAAAAAAUAAAAAAUAAGUGUACAUAUGAGUUGAACCAUAA